Messenger RNA from Dentiscutata heterogama, 235 nucleotides. Lineage: Eukaryota; Fungi; Glomeromycota; Glomeromycetes; Diversisporales; Gigasporaceae. The record is from the annotation of a GenBank genome assembly.
AUGUUUCUCUUAACUCGACAAACUCGUAUAUCUUUGGUGCAUCAAAUGAUUUUACCUUUAACUACAACAAGUAUCACUAAAAGUAAUUCAAUGCUUCUCAAUUCUAUUGGAUUAAUUCGCGGAAUGAAAGUUAGAUCAUCUGUGAAAAAAUUAUGUGAUGGUUGUUAUACUGUUAGAAGACGUGGAACUGUUUUCGUACUUUGUAAAAAGAAUAAAAAACAUAAACAAAGGCAAG